GGUUUCCCAAGCCUCUUGUGUCCAGAUUCCCUGCACGGGAGCUGCUGGACUGAGGAUCUAAGGAAGCAGGAUGGAGGUCCCAGAGAGAGCUGGACCCCAACUCCCAGCCUGGGGUGGUAAAAAGGCAGGCAGGGGUGUCUCGGAGUUGACAGGGGCCGAGCAACGGAAUGGGAAGCCAAUCCCGCAGCCGUCGGCGGAGGGUGGAGCGAGCGCGCUGGGAGUGGCGGCUGGUCGGGGCGGAAGAAGGGCUGUCAAGUUCGUCUUCCCAGGCGGGUCUUGGCUCCGCCCGCCGCACCCACACCCGGGCGCCGGCGGUCCCUUUAAGAGGCUCCGGUCUUCCGCCCGCCGCCGCCAUGGCCGCGCAGAGGCUGGAGGACCCGCUGACCUGUGCCAUCUGCCUGGAGCUCUACCAGGACCCGGUGACGCUGCUCUGCGGCCACAACUUCUGCAGGGCCUGUAUCCGGGCCUGGUGGAGCCACCACGAGAAGGUGUGCCCCAAGUGCUGGGCGCCCUUCCCCGACAGCGUCGAGCUGCGCCGCAACGUGGCUCUGAGCGGCGUGCUGGAGGGCCUGUGCGCCCGGCAGGCGCCCGCGCCCGCGCCCGACCCCGGCCCCGGCGCCCGCUGCCCCCGGCACGGGAGGCCGCUCGAGCUUUUCUGCCGCACCGAGGGCCUCUGCGUGUGCAGCGUGUGCACCGUGCGCGAGUGUCGCCUCCACGAGCGGACGCUGCUGGACGCCGAGCGCCGAGAGCGCGAGCCGAUCCUGGCCCCCUCUUGUCACCUGUCCCCUGGUGGGCACCGCAGGCCCAGCUGAGAGCCACACUGGAGGUCACCCAGCAGCAGGCCACCCAAGCUGAGAGCCAGCUACAGGAGCUGCAGCAGCGAAGCAGCCAGAUCCAGAGCUCAGCCUGCACCCUGACCUCCGUGAUCUCUGGCAAGUUCAGCCGCCUGCUGCAGGCCCUGGAGAUGCAGCGGGACUUGGCUCUGAGGGACAUCGAGGUGGCCAAGACACAGGCGCUGGAACAGGCCCGGGACGAGAAACAGCGACUGCAGGGCCACCUGGAGGCCUUGUCUUGCUGUGACCACAGGAUUUGCAACCUCCUGGAGCAAUUGGAUGACCGGACCUUCCUCCAGGAAUCACAGCUCCUGGUGCCCCCAGGCCCUCUUGGGCCACUGACUCUCCCGCAUUGGGAUGAAGAUGAGCAGCUGGGUGGCCUGAAGGAGUCCCUGAGCCAGCUGUGUGCCCUCCUCCUGGAAGAGGGGGGCCACCCCGGAGCACCAGCUGAGGCUGCUGACUUUGGCUCCAUGGAGGCCCCAGAUCCCCUGGCACCAGUCCCGAGCCUCGUUUGUCCACUGAGGAGGAAACUCUGGCAGAGUAAGAAGGCCCAUCGAAUGUAUUAUCGCAACCUGACCUUCGACCCCGUCAGCGCCAACCGUCACUUCUACCUGUCUCGGCAGGACCAGCGGGUAAAGCACUGUCGCAAGCCCCGGGGCCCAGAUGGGCCGGGCAGCUUCGAGCUCUGGCAGGUGCAGUGUGCCCAGAGCUUCCAGGCCGGGCGGCACUACUGGGAGGUACGUGCGUCCAACCACUCGGUGACGCUGGGCGUCGCCUACUCGGAACUGACGAGGCACAAGCUGGGGCCCCACACAGACAACAUUGGCCGCGGGCCCAGCUCCUGGGGGCUCUGCAUUCAGGAGGACAGCACCCAGGCCUGGCACAAUGGGGAGGCCCAGCGCCUCCCGGGGGUAUCAGGGCGGCUCCUGGGCAUGGAUUUGGACCUGACCUCUGGCUGCCUCACCUUCUACAGCCUGGAGCCCGAGACCCAACCCUUGUAUACCUUCCAUGCCAUCUUCGCCCGGCCCCUCCACCCCGUUUUCUGGCUCCUUGAGGGUAGGACCCUGACCCUGUGCCAUCGGCCCGAGGCCGAGCUCCCUCCAGGGCUCCAGGAAGAGGCCUCAGGGCUCAGCUGAGGAAGGCACGGGAUGGAGCUCGGGGUCAGGACUAGGUGCCACCUGGCCUGUGGGCCCAAGAACUGCCCCAGCCCCUGGCCUGAGGGCCUGAGGCCACAGCUCUAACAGGACCAGUUGUUGGCCGGACGACCGAGUCAGGACCAGGCUGAGCCACUUGGAGAGAGAGGUGGGUGGAGCCUCCAAACUGGAGUUUACCUUUCCAGCCUCUCUGAAGGGGACAGGGGCUAAAGGAAAUAAAAUGGGAGCCCAGUUCUAGGCAGUGCCUGGACCUCAGAGGAUAGCGCAGUGCCCAGGGCUCCUGGUCCUUCAGGAGAGCGAGUGUGGUGCGGGACACACCGCAGAGUGGGACAGACGAAAAUCAUACGUGCAACAGCCGCAGUGUAGACCGAGGAAUGAACGAUUCCUAGAGGGAAUCUUGGGAAAAUUGAUAUUUACCUUUUCCCUCCUCAUCUUUAUCUCUUUUCUUUUUGUUAUUUUCCUUAACAUUUGGGAUAUUUUGGUCUUUUUCUUUUACUUUGUACAUCCUUGUGAUUGUAUUCUAUGAACAAUUGUGUUUUCUGCGCGUUUUAUUUAACAAGCAUUUUUCACAUUGUUAAAAACUUUUCUCUGAAUGACUACAGUAUAGACAGUCAUUCUAAUGACAAAGACAAAUUCUAAUCAGAAUUUGUUUACCCAUUAUUGGACAUUCAAAAUGUUUUACUUGAGGGCUCUAAAAAUAUGGCCGUGAUGACUAUUUUUGAACAGAAAGCUUUGGCCAUAUUUAUUGUUACGUACAUAGGCUACAUUUCCUAAAGAGGAAUUGCUCAACAGAGAAAUAAUGAACACUUGAAGAUUUUUUAUUUUUAUACAAAGGACCAAAAUAAAGAAACCUUGAGUCAGGCCAGCUAGGGCCCCUGCCCCCCCAUCCCACCAGGCAAGUUGUUGCGGCAGAGCCUCACCGCCGUCUUCCCCACCUCAUCCCCAGCCAGGGUGUGGGGAUUAAGCACAGUCAUUCGUGUACGUGCCAGCACACGGCCAACUCCUUUUAUUUUGGUUUUUGCUCUUCAGAACAUGUUUCCGCGAAGAUCCUUGUACGUGUUUUUGCUUGUGUUUCUGGAAGUGAGGGUGCUGGGCCAUAGGGGAGCAGUAGUUUUGUACUUGAAAUGUUCCACUUGAUCUGGGUGGUGGUUCCAAGGGUGUUUACUUUAUAACUUUUCCCACUGGACCCUCACGUUUUAUAUACUCACGUGUAAGUAUCUGACAAUAAAAGUUUUAAAG
Mesoplodon densirostris (Blainville's beaked whale) is the source of this 3226-nucleotide messenger RNA. It is a transcript of the gene TRIM65, whose product is annotated as tripartite motif containing 65. The transcript has 6 exons. Bases 71 to 1969 code for a protein of 632 amino acids. Gene Ontology annotation, molecular function: zinc ion binding; protein binding. The record is from RefSeq and is a predicted model, not a curated record. Gene Ontology annotation, biological process: positive regulation of autophagy. Lineage: Eukaryota; Metazoa; Chordata; Mammalia; Artiodactyla; Ziphiidae.